Messenger RNA from Vespa mandarinia (Asian giant hornet), 5649 nucleotides. RefSeq names its product trehalase. Lineage: Eukaryota; Metazoa; Arthropoda; Insecta; Hymenoptera; Vespidae. Gene Ontology annotation, molecular function: alpha,alpha-trehalase activity. The record is from RefSeq and is a predicted model, not a curated record. Gene Ontology annotation, biological process: trehalose catabolic process.
UAUGAAGUAUUCGAACUUGGCAACGCUGGAACCAGUUCCUGCCACAGUAUUCGGUUAGACGCCGUACGGAGCGUUGCGUGUUUCGUGUCGUGUUUCGCGACAGUCGAAAUUAAAUUUGGAAAAAAAGCGAACGAUCGAAAAUAUUCGCAAAUUUUUUUAUUGGUUCAGUGAUUCGUUUCUUGUGGAUAAAUUAUUUGAGAAUCUUACGUGUAUCUCGUCAGAAACGAUCGGCUUUAAAAAAAAAAUAUUUCUAUCCCACAUAAUUCUCGUUUAUUGUCAACUCGUUAAAUUUUACACAUGGUAACGUAUCAAUUUGACGGGAAGAAAAAAAAAGGAAAGAGAAAGGGAAUUAAAAAAAUCGUGAAAUAUAUAAUCGAGAUAAUCGUGUAACAUCGGUUGCAAAUCGAUAAGGGGAGUGAUAUAGAAGUGACAAACAGUGUGCGUGUAACGUGCGAUUUUAUCGACCGUACUUUUAUCGACCGAGUCGAAGAAAGCUUUUUAGUUUUAAAUUCAAUCGAAAGGGGACGUUUGCGUAUCUUUGCCGAUUGUUUGAGUGUGUGUGCGUAUACGUGUGUGUGCGCGCUUGUGUGUGAAGCACGAGGGGCCAUUGUGACGUUUUCAAAGAUUGACGACCUAUCGCGAUGCGGCAAGAAUUACUGAAGAAGAUGCGGCCUUGCUGCUGGAGUUGAGACCGCCUCGCAGAUUACGAAAAUUCGAGGGUCCACGUCCGAAACCGAUAACCAGAAAUCAAGAACGAAAGAAAACAGAAACGAAAAGAAGAACAAAAUAAACGGGGGAAAAAAAAUAAAAUAAAAAGAAAAAAGAAAGAUGGCUCUGAUGAAUUCUUGGUCCAUUUCGAUGAAUCAUCUGAUCAAUGCUGCACUCACGUUCCUCAUCGUUCUUCGAUAUUGUGCUAUCGCCGCCGACGAUAAGAGCAAUACUAAGCCUCCUCCGUGCUCCAGCAAUAUUUACUGCCAUGGCGAGCUGUUGCACAGAGUACAAAUGUCGUCUAUAUACUCGGAUUCGAAGACAUUCGUCGACAUGAAGAUGAAGCAUUCACCGGAAAAAACGCUGGCGUUGUUCCAUGAAUUUAUGAAUCGUACCGAUGAAACACCAACUAAACACGAAAUAGAAAAUUUCGUUAACGAUACAUUCGAUCCUGCUGGAUCGGAGUUUGAAGAUUGGAAUCCAACCGAUUGGACGGCUAAUCCGAGAUAUUUACAAAAGAUAAACGAUCCGGAAUUAAGGAAAUUCGGUUAUGAUCUCAAUCAAAUCUGGAAGAUGUUGGGUAGAAAAAUGAAGGACGACGUUAAAAUGAAUGAAGAUCGUUAUUCGAUCAUAUAUGUACCUAAUCCGGUUAUCGUACCAGGCGGCAGGUUCCGCGAAUUUUAUUAUUGGGAUUCAUAUUGGAUUAUAAAAGGAUUAUUAUUAUCGGAUAUGUAUGAAACGGCAAAGGGUAUGUUGACCAAUUUUGUUAUGAUCGUUGAUAAGAUUGGUUUCAUUCCUAAUGGCGGUAGAAUAUAUUACACAAUGAGAUCUCAUCCACCCUUACUUAUACCAAUGGUCGAUGAGUAUCUUCAUGUAACCAAGGAUUAUCAAUGGCUUGAUAAAUAUUUUUGGUUGCUCGAAAAGGAAUUUAAUUUUUGGCUAACCAAUCGUACCGUUGACAUUGAAAAAGAUGGCGUCAAGUAUACCCUUGCUAGAUACCAUGAGGAAUCAUCUGGACCAAGACCGGAAUCCUACAGGGAGGAUAUUCAAACCAGUCAAAGUUUUCGUACAACCGAGGAAAAGGAGAAUUAUUACACGGAAUUGAAAACAGCUGCUGAAACUGGCUGGGAUUUCUCUAGUCGUUGGUUCAUACUCGAUGGAACCAAUAAAGGUAACUUAACCAAUCUGAAGACGAGAUCCAUAAUACCAGUUGAUUUAAAUUCGAUAUUAUAUCGGAAUGCAGUACUGUUAGCUAAGUAUAGUCAAAGAUUAGGUAAUUUUUCCAAAGCGGCAUAUUAUGCGAACAUUGCCGAGGAAUGGAAAAAAGCUGUGACCGCUGUGUUAUGGCACGACGAAGUUGGUGCUUGGUUGGAUUACGAUAUAAUAAAUGAAUUAAAGAGGGAUUACUUUUAUCCUACCAACAUCUUGCCACUUUGGACAUUUUGUUAUGACCUCAGUAAAAAGGAAGAAUAUGUAUCGAAGGCAUUAAAGUAUCUUGAAAAGAAUCAAAUAAUGUUGAAUGUCGGUGGAAUACCAACGACAUUGGAACACUCCGGUGAACAAUGGGAUUAUCCUAAUGCCUGGCCCCCUCUUCAAUAUUUCGUUAUAAUGUCCUUGAACAAUACUCAAGAUCCAUGGGCCCAAAGGUUAGCCUAUGAGAUAAGUGAAAGAUGGGUUCGCAGUAAUUAUAAAGCUUUCAACGAAACGCACAGCAUGUUUGAAAAGUACGACGCUACAGUUUUUGGUGGUUAUGGUGGUGGUGGAGAAUACGAGGUCCAACUUGGUUUUGGCUGGUCCAAUGGUCUCGUCAUGAUCCUACUCGACAAAUAUGGUAGUACCCUAACCGCGGUAAACAAAUUCACGUCUGAUAAAGUUGAGUACAGUAGUGCACCACAGCAAGUUGUUGUAUCGACUGCUGGUCAAGUGAUGACAGGUAUUCUUGCCCUCAUCAUCUCGCUCGCGGCAGGAUUUAUAGGUAUUGUUUUUUUUUCCAGUAUGGUGAUGUACAAGCGCAGACAGUACAGCGUGCCAGGACCGUCAACGUUGGGUAGCAAAAAAAAAUAUGGGCCUCCCGAUAAUAACGUCUAUCGGAAAAAAAUCGCUUAUACGGAAUUGAAAGAUAUGAAUAAUGAUUGACGAACCUGAUUGUUUAGAACUCGGCUGGCUAUAUUGUCGUUAGAAAAGAGUUAUUAGAAGAAAAAAAGAUAUAGAUAUACGUCAUACAUAGUACGUCGUUUAAGAGGAAUUAAAAGAAAAUGCUCUUAUAUAAGUAUAAAGAAUGUAAUGAGAGAAAGAGAGAAAAUGUGAAGAAGAAAAAGAUGAAAAAAAUAGUGGCCUCAGGGACGUGAUUCAAGCAAAACUUUCGAAUGUGUUAGACAAAAGAGAGAGAGAGAGAGAGAGAGAGAGAGAGAGAGAGAGAGAGAGAGAGAGAGUGAGAGAGAGAAAGAGAGAAAAAAAAGGUUUGAGGAUUACAAGUUAAACUUGGUUUAACAACAGAACAAAAAAAUGGAUCAGAUUAGAUGACGUAAAAUAUAUCUAAAAAAAAGUUCAGAUGUGAUGGAUCUUCGAUACCGUCCAACGUGUCUUCCUACAUUGACUAAUAAUAAUUGAAAAUUCAGUUUUAAAAUGGCCGCUGGCGGCCUUUGAAGACACGUCUAAAAAGGUUUCGAGGUCUUUCAUUCGUCGUCGUCAUCGUCGAUCGUUAAAAUCCUUUGGUUCUUAUCCUAUUCAUCAUCCGCCAUUUUGACGGGACGCCUACGAUGGAAAAUCAAGAUGGAGAAUCAGGAUGGAGAAUCAAGAUGGAGAAUCAGGAUGGAGAAUCAGGAUGGAGAAUCAAGAUGGAGUAUGUGUCGAGUGAAAAUAUUGGAUGAAUGAGACGAGUUGAAAUAGACAACAAAAAAUGAAAAAUAAGAAAGAUGCGGAUAGGUAUCCCUACGUGUGUGUGCGUGUGUUUGUGCGCGCGCGUGUGUAUGUGUGGAUGGCUGGGUGGAUAAUAUCUGUGAGUUAUAUAAGAGAGAAAAGUGUGCGAAAUAAAAUUCGUGGAUUAUCUUGUUCCUAAGUAGAAUGUUUUCGUUUGAGAUAUCGUUGUUUGCAUCUUUUACAAGAUGAAAGAAAUUCACAAACAGCAAUGGCAAAAGACGAUUUUCGUAAUUGUGUGUGUACGACAUAUAUAAUGGCAUAUAUAGUUUUCUGUUAUGUAUGUAUGUGUGUGUAUGAGAGAGAGAGAGAGAGAGAGAACAUUAAAUCAAAAUCGACAAGUUCGCCGAGGUUUACAUGAAAAAUGAUUUUUUUUAGGCCAGAAUUAAAAGAUUUUCAAGCUGCGAAUAUUUCUUCUCAAUUUUCUCUGUGGUUUUUUUUUAUUUCAUUAUUUUUUUGUUUUAUUUCAUUAAAAACUUUUGCACGCACUCACACACGCGUACAAACGGUAUUCUACGAAUUGAUAUCUAUUUAUUUUUCACACGAACGCGUCGUCAUGUGUUUUCUCAUUUACUCUAAUUAAUAUUAUUAUUAAUUCUACUUCCACUUUUCUUUCGUAAUUAUUGUUGUUUGAGAAUUAUUUUUUUUAUUUUUUGUAUUUUUUCUUUUUCUUUCUUUUCUUUUCUUUUUAUUUCUUUUUUUUUAUUUUUCUCAUUGAUUUUAACGAACGAUGAAUGACGAUGCUUGAUCAUAAUUAGGGGAUGGUUAAAAAAGAUUCGAAUAAAAACGAAAAAAUCUUCAGUGUUUAGUAGUAUGCGUGAGUGUGAGUGUCUGCGUGUAUGUGUGUGUGUGUGUGUGUGCGCGCGCGCCCGCACUUACGUGUAUACAUAAAAAAGAUAAAUAGGUGAGUGCGUUUGUACUUUUAUUGACGUCAUUUCACAUAAACUCGUCUAUCCCAAGGAACACUCUGGUUUUAAUAUUAUUAUUAGUACUAGCAUUAUUAUUAUUAUUAUUAUUAUUAUUAUUAUUAUUAUUAUUAUUAUUAUUAUUAUUAUUAUUAUUAUUAUUAUAUAAUUAUUACUAUUAUGUUAUUAUUACAUUAUUUAGCACAUAUCGUCGUGUCAAAAUGUCGUACAAAACACAUAUAACAAUCACAUACGUCCAAUUAUGGGGGUAGUAGGAUUUGUUCUUAAUUUUUUUGUUUUUUUUUUAAGACAUGCGAUAUAUACGAGCGCAGGAUAGAUAAAAAUAUACAUAUUAUAUGUUUUUAAUCGAAAGAAAAAUGUCGUGUUUAAGAGAUUCUUUGUUAGCUUUUCGUUUUGAUUUCUACAUAAAAAUCGUGUAUCUCAGUGAUAAUAAUUCAUAGAAAGUGAUGGAAAUAGUAUUUCCACAAUUUUAUUAAGUUUUCUACUAGUAUGUAAAUACACGAAAAUAUUUAUCCUUCUUUCUUUAUUUUACAUGUUAUUUUAUUUUAUUUUAUUUUAUUUUAUUUUAUUUUAUUUCAUUUUAUUUUAUUUUAUUUCAAUGGGAAAAAAAAACAGUUUGAUUGAUAGAAUUAAUAACUUAAAGAAGAAGUCUUUAGCUUCGAUAAUUCGUACUGUAAUAAAAUAAAUAAAAAAAUAAAAAAAUAAAUAAAGAAAUAAAAAAAAAACAUAAAAAAACAUAAAAAUGAAUAAUCAAAUUCUCGCGCCAUUUUAUUCUGCGCUCUUUCUAGCUUUAAUUGAAAAGCAAAAAAAAAAAAAGAAAAUAGAGAUUAGAUUCUUCAGACGCUUUCGAAAUUAGAUUUAUUUUGUAUGUAUAUAUGUAUGUAUAUGUAUGUAUAUACGUAUAUGUGCACGUAUGUAUAUAAUUAUAUUAAUAACCGAUCGAUUUAUUUAAUAAUUAUCUAUCAUAAUUAUUUACGCUAUUUCCAUCACAACGUGAGAAUCGAUCGAUUGAUUCUUGGAAUUAUGAUCAUUGUGUAAAUCCUGCGAUGAAAUAAUGCGAAUGAUUUUUUCUUUCUUUUUUUUUUUUUUUUUUUUUUUA